AUGAGUACUCCCUGUAAAACGGCUGCUCAUCAGAUCUAUCAUCAAAUGCGAAUGGCCUGCCCGGUUUGUGGAAUACCCUCAGCCUACAUGGAUGGAUUUGUCUCAGCAGAUAUGGUUGAUAUCCUUCAAACGAAAAUUGGUCAGUCCUUUACUCACGCGACCUUACCUGUUCCAAAGACACAUAGAUCAAAAGCUACACAAGGGACAGUUUACCCACACCAAAAAAGCAAACUCAGCCAAAUACGACCUCCCACCCCUUAUCCUGGCACUGGAGCUGGUCUUCAGGAGCUGAUAGCAACCACCAAAUUGGACGACCCACAAUAUGGCUUACACGGAAACUUGGAAGAUGUCAAUCAAGGAGUGAGCAAUAUGUUUUCUUCAUCUGGGAUAGGAGUUCCUCUUUCCAAUGAAAACGAUAUCGAUAUGACCUCUCAUGCACAUACAUUAGCAACACUUCAAGCCCGGGUAAACCGACUGGUUCCUCGCAUCGUUCGAUUCUCCCCAGGGAAUGCGAGGUUGCGCAAGAGGUUCAUGGAGAUGACUUCAAAGAUAUGCUUACCAUGCUUGAACCCCCAAAAUAGUGAUUCUCAAACUUCCCUUUCAGAAUGCCUAGAAGUCAACCCCAACAAAGAAGUUUACAAUACGACCAAUGCUAUGUUACGUAGGAUCAAGGAUAGAUUAAAUGGUACAAAACCCCGUAUUGUUAGAUUUAUGCCAACCAAUGAGCGCUUGAGGGAUAAAUUCUCGGCCCUUAGGGAAGGGAGAAUGUUGCGGUUUAUCGCAAUGGGCCAAGCCGCAAUCGCAUCGCAAUACGGAGGCUACCGCAAUAAAAAGUUCCUUGCGUUGCGGGAUACCGCAACGCAACACAAUGCUCAGUUAAAUUUGGGCUGCUCUUAG
Molecule: messenger RNA, 897 nt
Organism: Melampsora larici-populina 98AG31
Lineage: Eukaryota; Fungi; Basidiomycota; Pucciniomycetes; Pucciniales; Melampsoraceae
Exons: 2
Coding region: 1-897 (298 amino acids)
Source: RefSeq, a predicted model, not a curated record